Messenger RNA from Aspergillus novofumigatus IBT 16806, 891 nucleotides. RefSeq names its product fungal specific transcription factor domain-containing protein. The transcript has 2 exons. Gene Ontology annotation, cellular component: nucleus. Gene Ontology annotation, biological process: regulation of DNA-templated transcription; DNA-templated transcription. Bases 1 to 891 code for a protein of 296 amino acids. Gene Ontology annotation, molecular function: DNA-binding transcription factor activity, RNA polymerase II-specific; DNA binding; zinc ion binding. Lineage: Eukaryota; Fungi; Ascomycota; Eurotiomycetes; Eurotiales; Aspergillaceae. The record is from RefSeq and is a predicted model, not a curated record.
AUGGCCACGAGUUUCAGCUCUGAUAAUCAUGCAGUGGGCCAAUUUGCAUCCCGAAUAUGCGUCCAAUGCAAAUCUAGCAAGAAGAAGUGUGACAAGACUCUACCUACCUGCAAUCGCUGUUCCAGGCUUUGCCUCCCUUGCACAUAUGAUGAUGCAGCGGAAACGGGAACAAAAGAUUUCACUGCUCAACUCCAAGCCAUCUUCGACAGGCUGGAGAGGCUCGAGUCACGGGUUCUUGCGUCCGAGGCGGAGCGACCUUCUGGGGAUCCUGACCAACCCUCUCACCUAAACAUCGAGACAAAUGAAACCAACGGAUCAAAUUGGCAGUUGAAACCCGGUCUGCUUCAGCCGUCUUACUUGGGGCUUAUCGUAGCAAUGAAUCUGUCCAAGACUCUAGAGGAUAGAGGCACCUCGGUGCGGGCAGUGGGCGAGAAAUAUCUCGACUUAAUACACGACCACCUGCCGGCUAUGUCCCGAGAAAGACUCGAGUGGCGAAUCCAAGAAUCCGAAAGGCUCGAACGGAAUGGCCCUUUCUUAAUCUUCAUUACGAGUAUUCUUUUACUAACAGAGGCGGCGGCGGAUAGUUUCGUUACCUCCAGCACGUCAUCUCCUCCAGAGUUGUACCGGGUCUGCAAAUACACCCACUCCUUAUUUGUAUCACUAAAGGAACCGUGCAUCGAGCUGAUUCAAUCGGGGGUAUUGAUUGCGCUGUACGAAUAUGCUCAAUGUAUGGAAGAUCAAGCUUAUCUCACAAUUGGCACUUGCGCCAGAAUGGCAAAUGCCAUUGGACUAUACUCAGCUGCAUCCGAUAUUUCUCGGACAUCAGAAAUGACGAACGAUCUAGAGGAGAAGAUGAAUAUUCUCCUUGGAAUCUACAUUGUUGACAGGUAG